This is a messenger RNA of Tremella mesenterica DSM 1558, 1691 nucleotides long. RefSeq lists its product as uncharacterized. Gene Ontology annotation, cellular component: mitochondrion. The transcript has 3 exons. Gene Ontology annotation, molecular function: phosphatidylserine decarboxylase activity. The coding region runs from base 15 to 1691 and encodes 558 amino acids. Lineage: Eukaryota; Fungi; Basidiomycota; Tremellomycetes; Tremellales; Tremellaceae. Gene Ontology annotation, biological process: phosphatidylethanolamine biosynthetic process. The record is from RefSeq and is a predicted model, not a curated record.
UUCUCAUUCACACCAUGAAGUCCCAGGUGUACAUAAGAAGGUUACAUACCAUCAACCCAAGACACUCUAUCUUGAACAUCCAUCCCCAUAUUCAAUUAGUACCCCGCAACUCACCGAUUCCUCGAUAUUUCAUCAGACACAACUCUUCCUUCCCUCCUACAGACUUUCGAUCUUCCCCCAAACCCGACAAAACUCCAGCUCCGAAUGAAAAGACCACAGAUAAAUCCACUGCGCAACCAGAAACCAAGAGAGAAAAGAAAACAUUUCGUCAACAAAUAUCUGCCGCUUGGGCCACUCCUACCAAAUGGUACCCUAUCCCCGUGGCGUUAGGAGCUGUUGUUCUGUUAGCUGUUCAAUGGCGUAAACGAGUGAGAGGAGAGUUAGAAGUGGAGUCUCAAAGAGAAGGAGCUGUUGUUAGGUCUAAAAGAAAGGUUGAUGGUCCUUGGCAGGUAAGAGUAUUAGGUGCUCUUCCACUUCGAUCUUUAUCUCAAUUAUGGGGUUACCUCAACUCUUUAGUCUUACCAGUAUGGUUCCGUCCCACUGGGUUCAAGAUAUACGCUUGGAUAUUCGGAUGUGAUUUGGAAGAAUGUGUUCCUGAGGAUUUGACUCAAUAUGCUAGUCUUGGAGAAUUCUUUUAUAGGGAAUUGAAAGCUGGUGUCAGACCCAUUGCGGAUGCUCCUAUGGUAUCCCCCGCCGAUGGUCGUGUUUUACAUUUCGGUCAAAUACUCGAUAAUCAAGUAGAACAAGUCAAAGGUUUAACCUAUUCAUUGGACGCUUUAUUAGGUUCUGAAUCAUCUGCUCAUGGUCCUUCAACAUCAUUACCACCUUCUAGUAGUUCAUCAGAAGUUGUCGAUCAUACACAUUUCGCAGAAAUAAACGAUAUAUCUUAUUCCCUUUCUGAUUUACUCGGCACUUCUUCCUCUUCCUCCCCUUCUUCCUCUUCUUCAACUUCAAACGGAUCACAAUAUCAAGAUGAAAAUCAAAAUCAAAAUCAAAAUCAAGGUCAAAUACAAGUACCUGAUCCUUCUUUACCUUCUGGACCAGGAGGUGAAUCUGAUGCUUCUCAUUAUCAACCCGGUGGAGAUUUAUCACAUGAUACUUCCGUUGCAGUUUCACUCGGUUCUAGCGCAUUAUCAAAUCUUACCACAUCAAAUUCUCAUUCUUUACCUUCUUUAAACUCUGAUAACUCUUUAUAUUUCUUAGUGAUUUAUUUAGCUCCAGGUGAUUAUCAUAGAUUUCAUUCACCAGUACCUUGGGUAGUUGAACGUAGAAGACAUUUCACAGGUGAUUUAUUUUCAGUUUCACCUUAUAUCGCCAAUCGUUUAAAAGAUUUAUUCGUUUUAAAUGAAAGAGUAGCUUUAUUAGGUAGAUGGAAAUACGGUUUCUUCUCUAUGGUACCUGUUGGAGCUACCAACGUGGGAAGUAUUCGAAUUAAUUUUGAUGAAACUUUGAGGACAAAUACUAGAAGAAGAAGUCAUCCUGCUCAUACUUUUACAGAAGCGGUUUAUGGGAAUGCUUCAAAAGUUUUAGGAGGACAACCUUUAUUGGCUGGAGAAGAAAUGGGUGGUUUCAAAUUAGGUAGUACUAUCGUUUUGGUUUUUGAAGCACCGAAGGAUUGGGAGUUUACUGUUAGACCGGGUGAUAAAGUUAAAGUUGGGCAAGCGUUGGGUAAGUUUGAUGGGGAGAAGUGA